GGUAUAAAGGGAGUCUCCUCCUGCCGGUGUUAUGGACGAGGCGGAGGUAGGCGAGGAGGAGCCCAGAUUUCAGCAGCCUCUGCCUCCUCCAGUAGCUGCCAGUUCGAGCGGAUGCGCCGAUGAUGGGAGCGGCUCGGGGGCCGAGAUGAAGAGAUUCACGCUCGGAGGCGGGGCUGCGCGCAAAAACUCCAACAACAACAACGAGCUGUGGCUCCUGCAGGACGAGGACUCCUUUAAGGGACCUCUGAGCGCCACUGACAGCGCCGCCUCUGUGUUGUUAUGCCCGAGGGAAGCGUCUGGCGGCCGGGGUGGCUCAGUGUCAGACCACAGAGGGGACACAGUUUCAGAGUCAAGCGUGACAGGAGCGGGGCCCGUUGGAAUGAUAUGCAACAAGAACGGAGACUGUAGACGGGACCCGACUAGUUCAGGGAGCCUGUCUUCUCUCAUAUCCAGACAAGAAAAGCAGGCAGAUGGAGCCGUAGGGAGUGAGGACGGAAAAGGGCAGGCAGGGGGGAUGGACGCUUCUGUCACUAUAGCGGGGUCCCUAACUCAGGGGACUGCCGGGACUGAGGUCAAGACCGCCGCAGCGACGGAGAAAAAGGACUCCAGAGUUUCCUUCUCCAGCGCCCCGACUGGUAAAGGUCACACCCCGAGUGUGCAGUCCAGAAACUCUGUCACUUUCACUAAAGCGGAGGACAGUUCACAGAUAGUUCCGGACGAUGGGGAAUCCAGGGGAAACCAGACGUACAUGCAGCGGCAGUUCAGCUCCAUGCUCCAGCCUGGAGUUAACAAAUUCUCCCUGCGCAUGUUCGGGAGCCAGAAGGCAGUGGAGAAGGAGCAAGAGCGGGUAAAAUCUGCGGGUAACUGGAUAAUCCACCCAUACAGCGACUUCAGGUUCUACUGGGACUUCACCAUGCUGAUGUUCAUGGUGGGCAACCUGAUCAUCAUCCCGGUUGGCAUCACGUUCUUUAAAGACGAGACAACAACACCCUGGAUCAUCUUCAACGUGGUCUCAGACACCUUCUUCCUUAUGGACCUGGUGCUCAACUUCAGGACUGGCAUUGUGUUCGAGGACAACACCGAGAUCAUCUUGGAUCCCAAGAAGAUCAAGAAGAAGUACCUAAAGAGCUGGUUUAUUGUGGACUUUGUUUCCUCCAUACCUGUGGAUUAUAUCUUCCUCAUUGUAGAGAAGGGGAUCGACUCGGAGGUGUACAAAACAGCUCGGGCCCUGCGCAUCGUCCGAUUCACCAAGAUCCUCAGUCUGCUGCGCCUCCUCAGGCUGUCCAGACUCAUCCGUUACAUCCACCAGUGGGAGGAGAUCUUCCACAUGACCUACGACCUGGCCAGUGCUGUGAUGCGAAUAAUCAACCUCAUUGCGAUGAUGCUGCUGCUGUGCCACUGGGAUGGCUGUCUGCAGUUCCUUGUCCCCAUGCUGCAGGAUUUUCCGUCCGACUGCUGGGUCUCACUCAACAAGAUGGUGAACGACUCAUGGAGCGAGCUCUACUCAUUUGCCCUCUUUAAGGCCAUGAGCCACAUGCUGUGCAUUGGAUAUGGCCGACAAGCUCCAGAGAGCAUGUCAGACAUCUGGCUGACCAUGCUCAGUAUGAUCGUGGGUGCGACCUGCUAUGCCAUGUUUAUUGGACACGCAACCGCGCUCAUCCAGUCUCUGGAUUCAUCGAGGCGGCAAUACCAGGAAAAGUACAAGCAAGUGGAGCAGUACAUGUCAUUCCACAAACUGCCGGCCGACUUCAGACAGAAAAUCCAUGACUACUACGAGCACAGAUACCAGGGCAAGAUGUUUGAUGAGGAGAGCAUCCUGGAGGAGCUUAAUGAGCCUCUGAGAGAGGAAAUUGUCAACUUCAACUGCCGUAAGCUGGUGGCCUCCAUGCCACUGUUUGCCAACGCUGAUCCAAACUUUGUGACAGCCAUGCUGACCAAACUGAGGUUUGAAGUCUUCCAGCCUGGUGACUACAUCAUUAGAGAAGGCACUAUUGGAAAGAAGAUGUACUUCAUUCAGCACGGAGUAGUGAGCGUCCUGACCAAAGGAAGCAUCGGCAUGAAGCUUAUGGACGGCUCCUACUUUGGCGAGAUUUGUCUGCUGACCCGAGGCAGAAGGACAGCCAGUGUGCGAGCAGACACCUACUGCCGUCUGUACUCUCUCUCGGUGGACAAUUUCAAUGAAGUGCUCGAAGAGUAUCCCAUGAUGAGGAGGGCCUUUGAGACGGUUGCCAUCGACAGACUGGACAGGAUAGGCAAGAAGAAUUCGAUCCUGAUGCACAAAGUCCAGCAUGAUCUCCAUUCUGGUGUUUUCAACAACCAUGAGAAUGAGAUGAUUCAGGAGAUAGUCAAAUAUGAUCGAGAGAUGGUUCAGCAAGUGGACGUACCACGGCAACGGGCUAUGUCCAUGACACCUCCUCUUUCUGGUGGGAUCUUUUCUCCUCCAGGUUCCUCCACUCAGCCUCGAGACUCGGCAAUCGCCACUCUGCAGCAAGCUGUGGCAAUGAACUUUUGUAACCCCAUGCAAGGAAACUCGGUGGGAGCAGGGACCUUACAGUCUCCUAGGAUGGUGAGGAGAUUCCAGGUGAUGCAGAGUGUAUCCAGUCCAGUCUCUGCUUCUCCACUACAGUCACAACUCCUUGCUCCUGGUGCCUUUGCUCCAGUCUUGGCCAGUCCCCCAGUGCAGAGUCCACUGGCUGCUGGAGGACAAUCAUUCCACUAUGGAUCCAGUGCGCUGGCUGGUCAUAUUUCAGGCUCCCAGCUGUCUCUGGUUCAGCAGUACAUAGCCAGUCCCACACACCGGCCCAGCAUGCAUAAGAGCACCCACUCUUUGCACCUGGGCAGCCUGAGCCAAGAUGUCAGGGCCCUGUCUGCCUCUCAGCCCUCAUUACCUCAUGAGGGGUUAGAACCAGCUGUCCCCAGUCCACCCCAGUCAACACAAGUUUCUUCCACUUCUAUUGGAGCCACUCAGACCCCAUUAGGCCCUGCCAGCAUUCGUAGCACAGUACCUCAUAGGGUGGUACUCCCCCACCAAAUGUCAGUGGGGGCCUUCCCUGUAGCAUCUUUGCCUGGUUCUGCACUUAGUUUUGCAGCAGGGGUUGGAGUAGGUAGCAUGGGAACAGGUCAGGGGGACACAGGACCACCUAAAAAGGACUCAAUAGGGAGCCUUCCAGAGACAGACCGCAUGAAGGUGAUAUCCAGGCUAUCCUCAAACUUGUGAUCUUAAACUGUUCUGGAAUAGUGACUGAAUGAGGAGCAUGAUUGCAGGAACAAGUUCCUCUUCUUUUUUUGAGUUUGACUAUCUGAAUGUAUGAAUGUUGAGCAAGUAGGGAGCAUCUGAAACAUUUGAAUCUAGUGACAUUUGAUUCUGCAACACUGAGAUGUUUCUACUCUAACAUGUAGUUGCACAGAUUCGUAGAGGUAAAGUAGAGUCUUUCACAACAUAGUCAACUAUAUUCUUCAAUGUCCUUUCAUUCACCUCAUAUAAUGCAAACCUCGGGUUGGAUGGUUAAAAAAACGUUAUUCAGGGACCCGCUUCAGAUAUCAGAAGUUGGAACUUCAUUGGUGUUUAUUUGCUGUAACUUCAAAAUACGCCAGUUCUCCUUUUAAACUGGUAAACGUUAGUCUUGGUGACAAAGUUUUAUUUAUGUUAUUGCUUUCCAACUAUCUUAGCGCCUUAUUGGUAAGCACAAUUUAAAAAAAAGAAAUAACCCUUUUUUGACAACUUUAUUACAAAAUGUAAAGCCAUGGUUCCCAUGGACUGUUACUAUGAAUGGAUUGCUGACAGUAUUUAAAAAUAAUUAUUUUACCUGGGUUUCAUCGAGGGAAAAUGUAAUACACAAAAGAAGUAAACCCCAAGCUCCUUAAAAGCAUAGUUUGAUUUUUUGUAGAUGGCCAUCAGAGCAAAUUUAGUUUAAAGAAGUAAUCAUACACAAGUUUCAACGUUACAGACUUUCAUUAGCUGCAUGAAAUAAUGCAGGUGAAAGGGUGUUUAGAGUGCUUUGCACUUCUCAGCGUUCCAUCCUGAUUAAUUAUAUUAACCGGGUACAGCGCUGUCAACAUAUUUUUGGAAGUCUCUAAUGUUGUGAGGCAAGUUUAGUCUACAGUGAAAGGGACCUUGGAGAGAUGAAAAAAUCUGUUAAUUGAUAUGAUUUCAUCAUAUCAAUUAUCAUUAUGUCCAUCUGUUUGCUGCCUACCACACAUACGAUAUAGACUACUCAAACACUCUUCAUGUAAUCCCACUACAAACGACCCAAACUAUUCGUUUAGGAUCACAGAGAAUAUGAAUCAUCCAUACUGGAACGGUAUGGAUGCAGCUGAUGACAGUUGGGGACAGUGGGACAAAUGGUCUUUUUCCAGACCAUUGAUUUGUACUCUUUUAUGCCCAUGUUUGUUCCCUUAAUAAAUCUAAAGAGGGUGAGUUUUCAACUCAACUUCACUAUGCACCUUGCUGUUUUGUUUUUAAAGUACAUAUUUAUUGGUUCAACAACACAUUUUCAGCCCUAUGGAAAUUGCUACUAUCAGCCAAAAAUGUUACAGUAAAUUAUGUAAAGUUCAACAAUUGCCUGAUUUGGUCAACAUUCUUAUAUCUGCUGGCUGUAUGAAAAGAUAAAAGAAAAGUAGUUUGUUUUGGACCUUUUCACUGAUUACUUACAGAUUUGAAGGAAUCCAAGUAAGCAGUUCCUGUUACCCAAACUUGAAUUGUAAUUCACUGCCAAUUACAGACUAAAAACUUAUUGCAGUUUAAUUGUAAAUUCAUCCUUUUCUAACCAUGAGUUUUUACUUGCCUUUAGUGGCUGUUUGGGCAAUGCAUCACUAUGCCAAAGUCAAUUCUCACAAAUAAUGGAUCUUGUGUUACUGCCACAAUUUAAAUAAACAGCCAAGGACAGCACUCAGCCUUUGCAGGAUGUAUAUGACUGUUUACCUCUGUCAUUGAUGCUUCUAUAAGAGUUCAUCAAAUGCCACUGAUUUUUGUCCAAAAGCAUUAGGAAGAAGAUCCUUUUCUCCUGGACCUGACAUUCUAUUCACCUCAGCUCACUAUUGCCUGAAUCAUUACAAGGUAAUGAUGAGUGGAAAAUGGAAUCCCUCAGACUUGUUUGGGUCCGUAAUUGUCAUUCUUCAACUGGAUUUCAUUAUACUGUGCCACUGAUGAGUUCCUUUCCUAUGAUUAUUUUGCAUUUCUGUCCUGUUUAUUCUACAUUCCUGCACAGUCAUCCAACUUAAGAGUUCCAAAUCAGACAAAGUAGACAGUUUUAAAGUAUUUUUAUACAAUGGUUUUUUUAGAACCUGUUGUGUUUUUGUUUCAUGAUCAAAUUAUGCCCCCCAGGAACUCAUUUGGGUCCUCCAACUUAAUUAAAACAGGCAUGUUAUGAGAAUUGUGUUUAUGUUACACUGUGUCCAGGGGGCAUUGGUCUGGGAUGGAAAAUGCAGUUUGUUACCAAAUUAGAUUUGAAUCCAUAAUUGAAACAAGGAUAAUGGAGUAUUGAAGAAGAAACAAAAAAGAGGACUUACUGGAAAAUAAUAUUUAACAUAUAUACACAUUCACUGGACACUUUGUUAGGCAAACCCGUUCAGUUGCCUACUAACACAAAAAGCAAGUCAAGCAAAGACAUGGCAGCAGCUCAAUGCGAUUAAGAAUCUCGAUGACUUUAAGAUGACUUGCUGGAGUUCAAACCAAGUAUCUAAAUGGGAAAGGAAGGGGAUUUAAAUGACUUUGAAUUUGGCAUAGAUGUCCGUGCCUGAUGGACCAGUCCAAGUUUUCCAGAAACUGUUGAUGUACUGGGAUUUUCAUACACAACCAUAUUUUGGGUUCAAAGAGAACAGUUGGAAAAAAAUAGUUGCGUAGAUGAAAAUGCCAGAGGACUGGUUCAAAAUGAUAGAAAGGCAACAGUAGCUUAAAUACCCACCUGCUGCAACCAAGGUAUGCAGAAUACCAUCUCUAAAACCGACAACAUGCUGAACCAGAAGCAGAUGGGCUACAGCAGCAGAAGACCAAAUAAGGUGACACUCCUGUUCACUAAGAACAGGAAGCUGAGACUGCAAUUUGCACAGGCUCACCAAAAUUGGACCUCUGCACAGAUUAGAAAAUUGCUUUCAGCUGCAACAUUCUGAUGGUAGGGUCAGAAUUUCUCUUAAACACCAUAAAAAUGAGGGUCCAUCCAGACUUAUAUCAAUUUUGGAACACUUGGUACCAAUUGAGCAUUGUUAAACAUCACAUCCUACCUGAGGAUUAUUAUUAACUAUGUCCAUCCCUUUAUGACCACAGUGUACCCAUCGUCUGAUGGCUAUGUCUAGCAGGAUAUUUUGCCAUGUCACAAAGCUAAUGACAUUUCAGGCUGAUUUCUUGAACAUUAGUUCACUGUGCUCCACAGUGGCCUCCAUUGUAACCAGAUCUCAAUCCAAAAGAACAACUUUGGGAUGUUGUUGACCGAGAGAUUUAUAUUAUGGGUGUGCAGCCAAUACAUCUGCAGGGACUUGAUCUAUCAUGUCAAUAUAAACCAAAAUCUCAGAUCUGACGCUUUGUUCAAUCUAUGCCACGAAGGAUAGAUGCGAAAGCAAAAAGGAGCUCAACCUGGAACUAGCAAGGUGUACCAACUAGAGUGGACAGUGAAUGUAAAUUCAGAGCCCGGGAACUGACAUGGGAAAAAACAAAAUAUAAAAUGCGCACGAAAUAUUAUUUCAUACCGACGAAAUACUGAUUCGUUCUCAUGAAGUAGGCAUCAAGGGACCUGUGUUGCAGGAGAUGUGUAACUCGUAAGUGAUGGCGCUCAGUGUACGAUGGGUGUGUAAAUAUGUAUGGGUAUGUCCCAAUUCAGGGGCUGGAUCCUUCGAAGGACCCGGUCUACAUGGGCUGGGUGCUUCGUCAACUGCUAAAACCACGGAGGCUGGAAGUGAGGAGCUGCGAAUUGGGACGGUCUAGCCGCUACCGGGAAGGUUGUUGAGGCAAGCCGGCAGUUACUACGGCGGGAGCGGAAAACUCCAAACACGUCGGAGCACGUUUGAAAUUAAGCGAUGUCUUGAUAAAUCAAGCAGAUAUUUCACGUCUACACAGUUAUAUUCCCACACU
Messenger RNA from Girardinichthys multiradiatus, 7063 nucleotides. It is a transcript of the gene hcn2b, whose product is annotated as hyperpolarization activated cyclic nucleotide-gated potassium channel 2b. Gene Ontology annotation, molecular function: voltage-gated potassium channel activity. NCBI's taxonomy places the organism in Eukaryota, Metazoa, Chordata, Actinopteri, Cyprinodontiformes, Goodeidae. The coding region runs from base 32 to 3217 and encodes 1061 amino acids. The transcript has 8 exons. Gene Ontology annotation, biological process: transmembrane transport; potassium ion transport. Gene Ontology annotation, cellular component: membrane. The record is from RefSeq and is a predicted model, not a curated record.